Cyclopterus lumpus (lumpfish) is the source of this 1867-nucleotide messenger RNA. It is a transcript of the gene slc5a8, whose product is annotated as solute carrier family 5 member 8. Gene Ontology annotation, biological process: sodium ion transport; propanoate transmembrane transport. The record is from RefSeq and is a predicted model, not a curated record. Lineage: Eukaryota; Metazoa; Chordata; Actinopteri; Perciformes; Cyclopteridae. The transcript is spliced from 17 exons. Gene Ontology annotation, molecular function: organic acid:sodium symporter activity. Bases 1 to 1851 code for a protein of 616 amino acids. Gene Ontology annotation, cellular component: membrane.
AUGUCAGGGGACUCUCUGGCCGCUGGCUCCUUUGUGGCAGCAGACUAUGCCGUGUUCGCUCUCAUGCUCCUGGUGUCCGCAGCUGUCGGGGUCUAUCACGCCUGGAUGGACAGGGGACAGGCAAGCUUGGGGGACUUCCUGAUGGGGGGCCGAAGACUGACAGCGCUCCCCGUCUCCCUGUCCCUGACCGCCAGCUUCAUGUCAGCCAUCACAGUGCUGUCCAACCCAGCCGAGGUAUACCUCUACGGAGCCAGUAUCGGAUUUUAUGGUCUCUCCUACGUGAUGGCGAUGGUGGUCACAUCUGAGUUCUUUCUCCCAGUCUUUUACCGGCUGGCCAUCACCAGCACGUAUGAGUAUCUGGAGCUGCGCUUCAGCAGAGCAACCCGUCUGCUGGGAACCAUGCUCUUCAUUGUUCAGACGAUCCUGUACACUGGAAUAGUUAUUUACGUCCCAGCUCUUGCUUUAAACCAAGUAACUGGGAUGGAUCUGUGGGGGGCCAUUAUCUCCACAGGCGUGGUCUGUACCUUUUACUGCACGAUGGGUGGUCUGAGGGCGGUGGUGUGGACAGACGUGUUUCAGCUCGGUGUCAUGCUUGCAGGCUUCCUGUCGGUCAUCAUCAGGUCCGUAAUCGUACAAGGUGGAGUCCUCCCCGUCAUUUCAGAUUCACAGCAAGGAGGGAGACUCAACUUUGGGGACUUUGACACAAACCCUCUGAGGAGACACACAUUUUGGACCAUAACCAUUGGGGGGACAUUCGUCUGGGUCAGUAUCUACGGGAUCAACCAGGCCCAGGUUCAGAGAUACAUCUCCUGCAAGAGCAUCACUCAUGCCAGACUAUCUCUGUACAUCAACCUGGUAGGCCUGUGUGCCAUCUUGCUGUGCUCGGUGUUUGCAGGCAUGUGCCUCUUCUCAGUCUAUAAGGAGUGUGACCCAUGGACCGCCGGGCUGGUCUCUGCUCCUGAUCAGUUGAUGCCAUAUUUGGUGAUGGACAUCUUAGGAGACUAUCCUGGCCUCCCUGGCCUGUUUGUUGCAGCCGCAUAUAGUGGAUCUCUCAGCACAGUGUCUUCCAGCAUCAAUGCGCUGGCUGCGGUGACAGUGGAGGACCUGAUCAAACCGUACACGAACAUGUCUGAGAGACACCUGGCCAGGAUCUCCAAAGGACUGAGUCUCCUGUACGGGGUUGUGUGCAUUGGAAUGGCUGGACUGGCUUCACUCAUGGGAGGGAUCUUGCAGGCAACCAUCAGUAUAUUUGGGAUCAUUGGAGGUCCUCUACUUGGCGUGUUUACACUGGGUAUCUUCUGUCCAUUUGCCAACUCCAAAGGGGCUUUGUCAGGUCUUGUGUCAGGGUUGGUGUUGUCUCUGUGGGUGGGCAUCGGGGCCCAGAUAUAUCCCCCUCCCCCUGAGAUGAGCCGACCUCUGUCACUGACCACUGAGGGCUGUAACUUCACCGCCACGGACAGCCUCAACUGGACCUCCACUGCUCUGCCAACACAGCCAGCCUCCAUCACCACAGCCCCAGCACACCACAUAGACGGCAGCCCUCUGCUGGCAGACAGCUGGUACUCUCUGUCCUACCUUUACUUCAGUCCGAUUGGAACCAUCAUCACUGUCAGUGUGGGACUGUUAGUCAGCCUGCUUACAGGAGGCUGGAAGCUGAAGGUGGAAUCGAGGCUUACAUUAAUGAAAGAAGACACAACUCUUUAUCACCUAUUCAAGUUUUUUAAAGAGCGAGUCACGAGACGAACAGGAGAGUUUGACCUGACCAGGGACAGAGAGGAGAAAGCUGGCAGCACGAACCCUGCUUUCUGUGAUGUUGAGCUGGACUUAACAAAAGGCAGCGUUCCCACUUGAAAUGUUCGUGACAUGA